Molecule: messenger RNA, 812 nt
Organism: Malania oleifera
Lineage: Eukaryota; Viridiplantae; Streptophyta; Magnoliopsida; Santalales; Ximeniaceae
Product: protein PLASTID TRANSCRIPTIONALLY ACTIVE 7
Exons: 4
Coding region: 157-669 (170 amino acids)
Biological process (GO): plastid transcription
Cellular component (GO): plastid-encoded plastid RNA polymerase complex
Source: RefSeq, a predicted model, not a curated record
GAUUCUUUUGUAUAUACUUUUACUACCCAUAUAAUUAAGAAGUAAAAUUUUUCUGGAAUAGUUUUUCCUUUUUUCUAAUAUUUUUCAAUAAUUGAUAAGAGGAUUACAAAACUUAUCCAAUAGCAAAUCAUUUGCAGAGGGGAGAGAGCGAGAGAGAUGGAGAUGGUUUGUUCUUCGUCCCUCAGCAUUGGCCUGUUUUCUUCGCCUUCCUCUAGGAUAAAUCCAAGUUCCAGAUAUCCGCCGCGUCUCAACUUCUCAGUGAAGUCAGAGGGAAGUUCGCAAUCGCAAAAUGGGGGCCGCGGCCGACGUCGAGUCUGGCGACGAAGAAAAUUGACAAAGAAGGAUGACAUGCUGCUAUAUAAUAUGGAACGAGUUCCUUUCCUCGAGGAGCAGGUGAGGCACAUGAAGGAAGGGGGAGGACUCUUGACAGCAGACUUAGAAAGACUAAUGUUGUCAGAGGACAACCGUUUCGCUUUUGUCAAUGAAAUAGCAGCUGAAGCAAAAGAGUAUGUAAAGAACAACCCUGACGCAUAUGGAUUUAAGAGGAAAGCGAUCCUUCAUGUGAUAAGUAACCGUAUGAAUGAAGCUGGUUUCGAUCGCCCUGAGGCAUAUGCAGAAUCUGACCCUUACAAGCCUGGGCCUGGUUAUAGAAAAGCAUUAGAAACAUAAACUGGAGCAGAUUGCAAGUGUUACUGCUCUUGUAGAUUCUGAAAUUGCUGUUUGUUUCUUUUUCUUGGGUUGAAGUUAUCAUUUAAGAUCAGCAGCUUGGUGUAUCUUUUUCUGUUGUCUCUAUUAUAUCAUAGUUGUUUGUA